UUAUAUCAUUUGACCCUAACACUCUCGUUAAAUGACCGGAAUCUCCCAUUUUAACGGCGCCGGGGAAACUUUCCGAUUAGUAAUUUUCCCGAGAAAGUGUCUAAGCUCAUCAUUUUAACGGCCCAAAAAAAAAAAAUGUGGCAAAGAUCAGCUUCAUUCAUUCUCGACCAACAAUACCAACGUCAAAACGAUCUCGCUUCGUCUUCAAAACCGGAAGCCCUUUCUCUCUCUCCGCCUCCGCUUUCAUCGAUGGCUGACACCUUCGAAAACCCUAACUCUAACCCCAAGAUCUCCGCCUACUACCAGACCAGGGCCGCCCACCACGCAGUUGUCACCAGUGAUUGGCUGGCCCAGGCCCAGGCCGCUGUUGGCCGCUUACCCGACGAUAAAGCCCCGCCGGAACCCGAACUCCCGACAGACUCCAAACUCGGAAAACCCUUCAGUUUUAUCGACGAGUUUAACAAUUGGCGGAAACAGCCGGAUUUGGCUGAGGCUGUGGCGGCGAUUCGAGCCUUGGCGGCUGUCAUUAGGGCUAGCGAGGCUACCACCAUGAUGGAGCUCGAAAUUGAGCUUAAGAAGGCCUCCGACUCGCUUAAAUCAUCAGACCCGACCUCUAUCUCCUUGACAGCAGGCUGUGAUCUUUUCAUGAGAUAUGUGACUCGAACUUCAGCUCUGGAAUAUGAGGAAUUUAAUUCUGCUAAGUCUCGUUUAAUUGAGCGUGCAGAGAAGUUUGGGGAGAUAUCAUAUAAGGCACGUAGAAUCAUUGCUAUGCUUAGUCAAGACUUUAUCUUUGAUGGUUGUACCAUUUUGGUUCAUGGUUUCUCAAGAGUUGUUCUGGAAGUUCUCAAGACUGCAGCGCAGAACAAGAAACUCUUCAGAGUUUUCUGCACAGAGGGCAGACCAGACAGAACUGGUUUACGGUUGUCAAAUGAGUUGACCAAACUUGAUGUUCCUGUUAAGCUCCUGAUAGACUCUGCAGUGGCUUACACCAUGGACGAGGUUGACAUGGUAUUCGUCGGAGCAGAUGCAGUGGUGGAAAGUGGUGGAAUAAUUAACAUGAUGGGAACAUACCAAAUUGCACUUGUGGCACACAGCAUGAACAAACCAGUUUAUGCAGCUGCUGAAAGCUACAAGUUUGCUCGUCUUUACCCAUUAGAUCAGAAAGACAUGGCUCCAGCAUUACGCCCUAUUGAUUUUGGGGUACCCAUCCCAUCAAAGGUUGAGGUCGAAAGGUCAGCCAGGGAUUAUACCCCUCCUCAGUAUCUUACCCUACUUUUCACAGACUUGGGUGUUCUCACUCCAUCAGUGGUCAGUGAUGAACUCAUCCAGUUAUACUUAUAGCCCUUGAAGAAUUCAGUUUUGCCUUAUUUCCUCCCUUCCCCCUCCAUAAGUUAUAUUAUUGGGGGGAGGCUUCAUAAAAAUGUUGUAAUUUUGACUUGUAACACAAAAAAUUUCGACCAUGAAAUUGAGAUGGACUGUUCUCAUGCAUGCUUUGCUUAUAAUAUAAUGUGGUCCUUUCAUUGU
This is a messenger RNA of Humulus lupulus (European hop), 1524 nucleotides long. RefSeq lists its product as uncharacterized. Gene Ontology annotation, cellular component: eukaryotic translation initiation factor 2B complex. The transcript has 5 exons. Gene Ontology annotation, biological process: translational initiation. Lineage: Eukaryota; Viridiplantae; Streptophyta; Magnoliopsida; Rosales; Cannabaceae. The coding region runs from base 136 to 1341 and encodes 401 amino acids. The record is from RefSeq and is a predicted model, not a curated record. Gene Ontology annotation, molecular function: translation initiation factor activity; guanyl-nucleotide exchange factor activity.